Plodia interpunctella (Indianmeal moth) is the source of this 7484-nucleotide messenger RNA. RefSeq names its product segmentation protein cap'n'collar-like. Gene Ontology annotation, biological process: regulation of transcription by RNA polymerase II. Gene Ontology annotation, cellular component: nucleus. NCBI's taxonomy places the organism in Eukaryota, Metazoa, Arthropoda, Insecta, Lepidoptera, Pyralidae. The record is from RefSeq and is a predicted model, not a curated record. Gene Ontology annotation, molecular function: DNA-binding transcription factor activity, RNA polymerase II-specific; RNA polymerase II cis-regulatory region sequence-specific DNA binding. The transcript is spliced from 22 exons. The coding region runs from base 573 to 3776 and encodes 1067 amino acids.
AGUCAGUCACAAAAGAUUUUCACUAUCGCGUGUUCUUGUUUUUCGAUCAUUUCGCGUUGAUAAUUAUAUUAUAUUAAUAUAAAAUCCAUUAAAAAGUAUAAAGAUACUGAAUUAUUACGUGUGUAGUGUGAUAUAAUAUUGGAUUACAGUGUAUUGAAAAUUUUGUGCAAGAAACUUUGAAUUAUACUGUACACUUGUAGUUUUUCCGGUGAAUUUACGUGUUUUAGUGGCUUCUACAGUAUUGUGCUGGUUGGUAACAGAGCGGAACACAGUUUCAUGAAGUGACGUCGCUGGCACGAUACCACAUAAACUUGGAAACUUUUCAUCUCAGUGAGUAAAAGUGACUAAAUGACAAUGUGUUCGUUACGGUUUUCCGUUAUUUCCGGACUGGCAGCCACGUAAAAGUGACAGAUCAUCAAAAUGACAUCUGUCAAGCGAAAAAAGCGGAUAACGUUAACAAAUCAGAGAAGGACUUGCGUACCAUAGUUAAAGUUUAAUUUUUAAAUCUAAAAAGCCUUUUUGAAGGUGUGUUUUGAUCUCACAGUGCUCAAUAGUAAAGACUGAUUAGCAAAAUGAUCGCUUUGAAGAAACUGUACGGGGAUGAGCUAUUGAGACUAGCUUUGGUCUUGAGCUUGCUCAAAGCCAACCCAAACGACUACUUGGAGAGAGAGACCCAGUUGAUUGAGGCAGGAUUACAUAUAUCCAAUGGCUCGGACUGGUCUUUGGAGCAAGAAGCGCGGACACUGAUCCGACCGCGCUUCAUCCAUCCUAAAUCCUUGGACAAUAUUCUGAUAAAUUAUGAAAGACAGCUCUUUGAAGAACUCAAUUCCCUGGGUCGCUACGCCAACUCGUACAGUGAAAACAAUGACCGGAUAUAUAAUCGGGCGAUUCAUACAUAUUUAGUGAAUAACGUAGCCACCGAUACAGUCGCCCCUGUGCUUGCGAAUGCGUCGGUCCCGGACGAGAGUCCCGACAAUGAUGGAGUCUCCGCUGAUGAUAACGUAGCUCAAGAAAUAAAAGUCUCAGAGGAAGUUAGCAAUGAAAAUGCAGACUCAGAUAUUCAACCGGAGCCUCAGCCGGACGCAGUGGUCACCUUCUCAGCUGAUUUCUUGAACAACCACACAGAAUCUGACAUUUUUGCUGAAAUAGCUACGAGGUCAUUUGAUGUUAACGAGUUUUUAGUGCAACCCAGUGAAAUGCAGAUCAAAAAGGAACCGGAGGAAGCCAAUUCCGACCUGAUUGAGGUCAAAGUGAAGAAAGAAAAUGAAGAUCUAUACAGUGAUAAUGCCAUCGACGAUUUCGUACCAUACUUCAUGGCAAAAGCUGAAAAAUUCGAACUGGAUGAUCCUGAAUCUAUAUACCAUCAAAACAUGGCCGAUUUGCAAGAUUACGGGGAAUUAUUCGAAGACAUGAAAGAUUUUAAAACAGAAAUAGAUAUUAAUACUAAAAAGCAAGAUUUAGAGCAGUUUCUGUUGGAAAAUCAGCCAUUGGAUUCGGAAAUAUUUAAUUUGGCGCCAAUGUUUGAAGAUGAAUUGGUGUUGGAUAUUAAGAAGAGAGAGAGGGCGAGCACAAGUUUCACAUCAGCUAGUUCAAGUGGAGUGAGUGAUAUGGAUUUGUCGCGGUCUGAGCUGCAGGAUGUGAAGUCCGAAUCUGACGAGGGGCAUCACAGUGGCGACGAGCUUACGCAAGAGGACAUGGACCUGAUCGAGGUGCUGUGGAAGCAGGAUGUCGAUAUGGGGUUCUCCCUCGAGGACCCUAUGCAUUUGGAGGGUCCUCAGGCGAGGAAGGUGGACGAUGUGGACCAAGAGCUGAAGUUGGCUGAGGAGAAGAUACAGAAGCAGCAAGAGGAAGUCGCUAACAUCGAGAAGGUCAAGGCCACGUUGCUGGGACCUGAUGUCAAGGAGGACGACCCGUGGGCCGGACUGUCAUACACGGUCGAUACUGAGACUGGUGAAUACGUGAUCCAAGGCGAGCUUCCCGGAGACCUUGUGAACAGCGAGGAGUCCAGGUUCGACCUUCUCGAGGAGGCCUUGCAGCUGGUGGAACUCGGCGACGAGGCGGAGACAAAGGAUGAACAACCAGAACAGGCGGUAGAGGGUAGCAGCAGCGGCGGAGACAUGCUGCACCCUGCGAUGCGGCACGUGCCGCACCACCCCCUCGCGCACUACCACCACAACCAGUCUCUAAUGCGCUCUAUGUCGGUAGAGCAGCGGUGGCAGGACCUCGCCUCGCUGCUGACCAUCCCGCCCCCGCCGGAGCAGUAUCACUACCACCAGCCGCAGCACCCACAUCAUAAUAUCAGCGGCCACGCAGCGGCGGGAGGUUAUGCUCCGAACUACCACCACACGCCGCUGUCGACGGUGCCUGACAAACACCCCGACGCUUAUGCAGGCGCGGCGGCUCCGCUAGAGGGCGCCUACAAGGUGGAAGCCGCACAUCACCCGCAGCAACAUGAACCCAUAUAUUACCAGAACACGACGAGCGAGAUGGCGCCACCGUCGAACCAGGAUGGGUUCCUGCAGUCCAUCCUCAACGAUGAGGAUCUGCAACUCAUGGACAUGGCAAUGAACGAAGGCAUGUACACCAUGCGGAUGCUGGACGGGGCCAGCGCGCACCACGCGCCUCAUCCCAACCACACCCACAUGAUGAUGACGGCUGAACGCGAUUCUGCUUCGGACAGCGCGGUGUCCUCAAUGGGCUCAGAAAGAGUGCCGUCUCUCUCUGACGGCGAGUGGUGCGAGGGAAGCGAUUCUGCGCAGGAGUUCCACAGUUCAAAGUUCCGUCCAUACGAGGCAGCGUAUGGACGCGAGCGCUCCACACCCCACCAGCCGCAGAAGAAGCAUCAUAUGUUUGGAAAACGAUGCUUCCAGCAGGAGCAGCCUCCCCCCUCCCUAGAGCCCCUCGCGCGCCCCACUCCCGCCCCCGGAGUGGUCAAGUACGAACCGUGUCCCGAGCAGGCGUACCACGAUAACAUGCAUAUGCAUAAUGAAUUCGCAAGCCGUCAUCAACUCGGCCCCCACCCGUCUUUACAACCCGCUUUGGAGCUCAACUCCGCUCACUGCAGCUCGCUUUUACAGACGGGCGUGCCGAGCCCUGCGCCGGCGCCGGCGCGGUUCCCGUACGGCGCGGAGCGCGUGCGCCACAACCACACCUACAGCGCGCCGCUCGCCGCCGACCAGCGCCCCGCCGCCGUCCGCGACAAGAGAGUGCGGCGAUUGACAGAUGGCAGCAUCUCCGACGGGGGCUCGUCUGCGACCAGCAGCGGGCAACACUUGUCUAGAGACGAGAAGAGGGCGAAGGCACUGGGUAUACCAAUGGAGGUCCACGAUAUAAUUAACUUGCCAAUGGACGAAUUCAACGAGCGACUCUCCAAACAUGACCUCAGCGAAGCACAGCUGUCCCUCAUAAGGGACAUCCGGAGGAGAGGCAAGAAUAAGGUGGCGGCGCAGAACUGCCGCAAGCGCAAGCUGGACCAGAUCACGUCUCUGGCGGACGAGGUGCGCUCGAUGCGCGACCGCAAGCAGCGCACGCAGCGCGACCACCACAGCCUGCAGCACGAGCGGCAGCGGCUCAAGGAGCGCUUCGCCAAGCUGUACCGGCACGUGUUCCAGAAUCUGCGUGACCCGGAAGGUCGCCCGCUGUCCUCCUCGCAAUAUUCUCUGCAGCAGGCCGCGGACGGCAACGUUGUCCUUGUACCCAAAAUGCAGCACGAUCACUCAAUGAACCGCUCGUCAGACGACGAGAUGGACAGAAAAACGAAGAACUACGAGCAGUGACCCCCGCCUUACUUCCCGAGGUGGUAGCACACAGACAGACACGCAAUAAAUGUAGAUAUAUAGCACUUUAGGUAACGCGAGAAAUCUUUGUGACAAAAAAUAUUUUUAAGAAAAACUAUAGUCGAUUCCACAUGCAGUGUGAUUUUCGUACAACGACCUUUGUAUUCGAAUGUAUUGCUAUCCUGCUCGGACAUAGCGUUGAUCGCUUUUGUUCAUGCAAUGUUAAAGAGUUGUUGUUUUUAAGCAAAUAAAUAAGCGCUAAAGCUGAACGUCCACCGCCAGCUAAAGUAAUUAAGAACUAAGCUAAGCUAAAUUUGAAAGUAAUACGUCCACCCAAAAAGCUAAAACUAUGUAAGCGAUGGUCGGUUUGUACUAGAACGUUACGUCAGAGUGGUGAGGCAAGGGAGUGAGGUGCGCUUAGUUUAUCUCAAGUAGUAACAUAACUGCGGCCGCGCUGAACGCACAUGUAUAAAAAAGGCUCAACUAUGCGAGCUGAGCUUAGUUGGCGGUGGACGAUUGGCUUCAAUAUUGCUUUAAGAAAUAUAAUUAUGUAGACUUAGGUUAUGAAUAUCUUGCGUUAUCUAUAAAAUAAUGUCUAACUACCGUUAACCCUCGAAAGUUAUGAGUGAUUCAGAGGUUGUAUGCAAUUUAACGUAAUUAAACUAUACUUAACAAAAAUUAAAGCUAUAGAAUUAAUUAAUUCUGUAACUUUACUUCUUGUUCUGGAUUUGUAACAUUAAUCGUAUUUGUCUAUGGUCGGCUUGGCUUGUCACGUUGACAGCUGUCACUUUGACGUGUGUCUUGAAUUUGGUUAUUUUUAAAAGGUUUCGCGAUGAGGGAAAUAUGGAAUUUCUUGCCGCUUACAUUAUUUAAAUCUAUAAUAAAAUUCCCAUCACUUUGGAUCUUUUUUAAGUUAUUGCAUGUAUGUAAUUUAUUUACACAUUCUUGAUGUAAGAUCAUACAAUAAAAAACAUGUAUAAUCAAAAUAAAACAAGCAAUUUUUUUAUUUUUGUUUUUGAAAUAAAUGAAAUGAUUCCUAUUUCUGUUCUGCGACAACCUAACGGGGCAACGAUGGCCUGUUUGCCUCUAUAAUUUAAAUGGUUUCACAAAAUCAUCUCGAAAUUUAAAAAAAAAUGUGAUAGUAUAAAAUAUUCCAUUUUUUGUUAGUAUUUUAUAGGUUUUUCUUGUUUUGAUGCGAUUACAUUAUUCACAUGAUAAAAAGCAUUGAUGUAUUUAAAGUUAUUCGUUCAUCGAUUAAGAAAUUGAACACACGUUGAUCACACAUGCAUAAUAUUAUCUAUACAUCGAUGCUUUAGUUUGCGUAUGCCAGAAAUGACUGAUUUUAAAAUAAAAUAAAAAAUACCAUAAAUAUAGAAUUUUUGGUGUCCAUGACGCCGCCUCGUUGCAAUAAGUAAUUAUAAACUAUAUUUAACACAUUUUUGUAAAAUAUUCUUUUUUUUCUGUUUUAUUUAUGUAUGUAUUAGAUUAGGUUAGUUUGUUAUAGAAUUUUGAAUUCUGUUUUUCAUUGCUACUAAGCAGUUAUCAAUUUUCGAUGCAAGUACAAAAACUCACCUCACAUAUUAAACAUAGAUACAUACAGUAGUCUUUACCCGUUACGGGGUAGACAGAGCCAAGGGUUAUGAAACUCGGUGGCCACAAUCAGCUGUAUGUAUGUUUAUAUUAAAAAAAAACUACUGAAAAUAUUGUGUUGUCACUGAGUAUCUUGAAUCGAUAUGUUUUUUAUCGAUAAAGAUAUCUCGUCACUAUCGAACACGAAACUCGGUGAUAACGCUAAAUUUGCCAAUCUGUUGUAACAAUGUAUAAUAUCACUUGUAGUUAUAUAUUUUAAAAGAUCGUCAGUAUAUUUUUUCAUAGCGAUCUUUAUAAAAUGCUACUAUAAAAGUUUGUACGUAAGUUUUAAAAGGCAACUCAUUUUUAAUAUGUAAAAUAUAUUGUCUAUGGUCAGUUUGUUUUUUCUUUUUUUUCUCAACACCCAAAAGCUAAGUCAGUGUUGUCUUUUUAAGAAAAAUCGCUUAGGUCGAGCGAUUGUUUUUGGUGCAUAUUUUUUUUUAUAACGCGUAGUAUAUUGCUUAAUAUUAAAAUGAAGUGUUUAUAUAUUUUUUUAUUUAAGGAUUUUAGAUCACGGGUAGGAAAAGCAUUUCACUCGAGUUUUUAUUUUAUUGAAAAGUAGGUGAUAAGGCUGUGGGUUCGUCAGCUAGUUUUUAGGGUUCACAUAUUGAGUAAUUAUUCGUAUUUUCUUAUACAAGUUCUAUGGAGCUAGAGGUACAGCCUGUGAAGAAAAUAAUUGCGGGCGCUGUCUCCUGUCGGCUAGCAACACUCGGUGUUUAUCAACCAAUAUUGACCAUUCUGGUAUUGCAAUGGCUAUUAGCUCGUUAAUAAUCCGUUUCUUAACUGUCCGUUUCUUAAGAGAUUGAUACUGAAGUAGGCACCACUAAUAUGUUUUUUUUAUGCAAGGCACAUAUAUAUCAAAUUGUGUGAAAAUUGAAGCCACUUUUUUACCUUUUGAAAUAUUUUUUUUUUCAAAACAUUGUUUUAUUAAAGAAAAUUGCUAAUCUAAUCCAACCCUACAUGGAACCGUAUACGACGGUAAUAGGGACUAAUUUGCAAUGUUUUUGUAACUACGUUGAUGUGCUUUUUUUUGUAUUGUGUUGUCACAUAUUUUUUACUCAAUAUAUGACCCUAUAAUUGUGUUAUCUGUGGCAUUGUAUUCGCAUCUCUUUCUACUGCAUAUGUGUAAUGUGUCUACUAAAUUUUUUACCGACUUAAAAAAAGGAGGAGGAUGUUUGAGUGUAUUCUAUUUUUAUAUGUUCAUCGAUUUCUCAGUCGAUUGUGGACCGAUUUUAUUUCCUUUUUUAUUAUACUAUGUUUGAUCACUAAAGUAUUUUUCAAUAUAAGUGAUUUUUUGCAAUCAUAAUAGGAUUUAAAUAAAUUUCUCUCAGAUCAGUUGAAUUGUUAUUGUUUAAUCCUAUUUAUUAAAGUUAAUAUGCUAAUUCGUAUUUCUAUUCAGAUAAUAUAUUAUCUGCUGGCCAGAAAAUACGAAUUAGCACGAAUUAACAGUUAUAAAUCAAGCAGAGCAUUCUAAAAAAGUAAUAUUUGAAAUUUAUGCUCGUUCCAAAACAAACAGUAAUAUAAUUUUAUACGAAAAAUAUAUCUCCUUACUCAAGAUUCCUUACUAUAUAACCUUUCCUAUACUAUAACCUAUUCAUAAAAAGAUAAAGCAUACUUCAAGCUAAAAUGUUUUCUCACUGUCGCACUUUACAAUAUUUGACAUCGACAGAACGAGACAAAACAUACCUAAUUACUAACUUUUUUUCUCGCGAAUUUAGCAGAAAUGUCUAUAGAAAUUUGUAGUUCUUAGUUUCCUAUUUGUAAGCUUUAUAUUUACACUGUUAUGUUGUGUAAUGUAAUAAAUAAAUAAUUUGGCAUUUAAUAUGCUUUAACUUUUUAUGAGUGUUCACGACGAUCGAUUUAUAUAACUUUUUUAAAUAAUAUAAUGCCACAGAACCAUGUUAGUAUUAUUUAUAGCAAAAUUUAUGAAACUGUGUUGAAUUCAUUACUGAAGGAGCAUACAGCUGUAUAUUAUUAACUUUUAUAUUAUAAGUUUUUUUUUUACUUGUAACAGAAGUUAUUUUUAAAUUAGGUUCUAUAACAUAGUGUUAAGUCUAAAUAUAAAAUGUGAAUUUUAAA